GCUUCCGGGCUCUCAUCAUGGGGGACUGAGGAGCAGCGCCGGUCGCCUGCGUCCUCCCCGUCCGGCCCUUGCCGCCAGCCCCCGACCCCGUGGCGGCUCCCCUCGGCUCAGUCUCUGCGAAGCGGCGCCAGCCUCCCUGGGGAGCGGCCGGGGCAGGCGCCGGGUUCAUGUUCCGGGUCGCCGAGCCCAACCCGACCCGAGCUCCGGCAGCGAGGAAGAGCUGGCAUUUCAGUAGGACUAUGGAGGAGCUGGUUCAUGAUUUAGUCUCAGCACUGGAAGAAAGUUCAGAGCAAGCCAGAGGAGGUUUUGCUGAUACUGGAGAUCAUUCUCGAAGUGUCUCUUGUCUUCUGAAGCGGCAGGCAAGAAAAAGGAGGGGACGAAAAAGGCGUUCAUUUACCACCCAUCAUCCCUGGGAGACUGGUCACUGUUUAAGUGAAGGUUCAGAUUCCAGUUUAGAAGAAUCAAGCAAAGAUUACAGGGAGAAUCAUACUAACAAGAAAGACCACAGUGACUCUGAUGACCAGUUGUUGAUUGCUAAACGCAGGCCUUCCUCAAACUUAAAUAAUAUUAGAGGCAAAAGACCUCUAUGGCAUGAGCCAGAUCUGGCUGUGGACAAUUUAGGAAACAGAACUUUGCGCAGGAGAAGAAAAGUGAAACGGAUGGCAAUUGAUCUGCCGUCAGAAGUUUCUAAUGCACUGACAAUAACUCAACAGCAGGAUAACAGAGAUCAGGAAAUGGACAAUGACAAUAAAUCACACCAACAUCAGGAGUUUUCGAAGAGCAAAGUGAAAAAGAGAAAAGUAGCUGCAGUUCGACAAGGACCGGAAAUCUUGGAUGAAGGAGUAGUAAUAGAAAAUGAAGAAAUGAACCAAGCACAUAAGGACAAAAUGGAGUAUGAGGAGCAAAAGGGCUCAGAUGAGAACAUGAGUGACAGUGAAUCCAGCAGUCUGAGCAGCAGUGAUGCUGGUUUGUUUACCAAUGAUGAGGGAAGACAAGGUGAUGAUGAGCAGAGUGAUUGGUUUCAUGAAAAUGAAUCUGGUGGAGCAUGUGGAAUAACAGGAGUCAUUCCUUGGUGGGAACAAGAAGACUCUACAGAACUGGACAGAGAAUUGCCCGACCCAGUCUUUGAAAGUAUCUUAACUGGUACUUUCCCCCUCAUGUCCCAUUCAGGGAGGAGAGGUUUCCAGAGCAGGUUUAGUCAUCUUCAUGGAAUGCCAGCAAGAAACACAAAAAAGGCUCCAGGAAACCAAAAUGCGUUGAUAACUCCAGGACCAGGUGGUAGCAGAAAGACAAUUCACCUGUCCCAGGAUUCUCUUCACCAUGACCAUUGGUUUAGCCCUGGGGCUAGGAAGGAACAUAGCCAGCUCUUGCGAGACAACCGGUCGGACAGAGGACACAAGAAGAACAGCUCAGUAAAAACAGCUAGCAGGCAAACCAGUGUGCAUUUAGGAUCAUUGUGCAUGGGAGACAUCAAACGGAGAAGGAAAGCUGCUCCCCUGCCAGGACCCACAGGGUUUGUAGGUGAAAACACCCAACCAAUCCCAGAAAACAACAUUGGAAACCGAAUGCUUCAGAGCAUGGGCUGGACUCCUGGCAGUGGCCUUGGACCAGACGGGAAAGGGAUUGCAGAGCCAAUACGAGCCAUCCAGAGACCAAAAGGACUCGGCCUCGGAUUCAGCUGACAGAAAUGCACUUUGGCUGUCAUGUGAAAGUAAAGAUAGAAAAUAAUUUAAAAAGACAAGAAUUGCAAACUUGUAUUAUUUGUUAUGAUCAGCAAGUCCAGUUGUUCUUCUCUCAAAGAUCACUGAAACCUGUGUGCUUCACAUCAGCUACUCCAGCUGCAAGGUACAGCCACAGUGACAGAACCGGCAUUUGAAUCUAAUUUUACAAUGGUGCUAAAAUUUACAAACACUUGUACUUUUUUAUUUCCUCUGGUCUUAAAGUUUGUAUUAAGUAAAAAACUCAGUGUAUUUGCUUCUUUUCAUAGAACCUUCUGACACAGCAGAUUUUAGUAUAUAAGCAAUUUUUUUUGUAAGUAUAAUUUCAUCUCAAGAGCCUUGAUAAGGUUUGUCAAGGAAAAUUGAAGUUUAUAUAGUAAUUGUGUUUUCCCCCUUUUCAGGCCAAGUUUCCAAACCUGAUAUUUCUAGUGUUUAACAGUGUUUGAGGAUAAGCUGUCAUUUUGCCUGUAAGAUAUACAUGUUUUCUGCUGGAAGGUGAUAUGUUAUACAAUUUUGUAUAAGAGCAUGAAAAAUGGUUUUGUCAUCAUAGGAAUGCCAUUUCAACAUCAUUAUCCGGCAAUGUAUCACUGUCUUCCACGUUCAAGCUCAAAAGUAAAGCCUUUAUACUUGUUUUUACAUUUGCAGGAUUAUCUUUUUUCAGCAGAUAUUUUAAAAUUUUAGAGUUUAUUCUGAGUGUGGAUAUCUCUUUAUAUGAAUAAUCCUUAAUGUGUCUAUACUCAAGGAUAUAUUUCAACUUUGAACCAGAAAAUUGUGUUUUAAAGAUGCCCCCAUCAGUGUUAAUAUGCUGGGAUUUGGUAUUUUAAACAAUGUAGUGUUCAACAUUUGUUUUGUGAUUGUGCUGGUACCAGUGAGCCACAAUGUUUAAGGAACAUAAAGUAACUGAAAAAGGAGAAGAAG
This is a messenger RNA of Lagopus muta (rock ptarmigan), 2636 nucleotides long. It is a transcript of the gene GPATCH2, whose product is annotated as G-patch domain containing 2. The record is from RefSeq and is a predicted model, not a curated record. Lineage: Eukaryota; Metazoa; Chordata; Aves; Galliformes; Phasianidae. The transcript is spliced from 10 exons. Gene Ontology annotation, molecular function: nucleic acid binding. The coding region runs from base 168 to 1682 and encodes 504 amino acids.